Closterium sp. Naga37s-1 is the source of this 2931-nucleotide messenger RNA. Lineage: Eukaryota; Viridiplantae; Streptophyta; Zygnematophyceae; Desmidiales; Closteriaceae. The record is from the annotation of a GenBank genome assembly.
AUGACCGCGUCUGCACCCAAGGAUCCGAACCGCUUCCUCACGUCGUUCCAUGCAGCACUCGUUGCAUGUUCUUCUGAGGCAGCAGCGUACGGCCGUUGCGUGGCUGCCAGGGUCCCAGGCGUGGACAAAGCCGUGUGCGAGAAGGAGUUUCUCCAGCUGAAGACCUGCUUCUACGCCUCCGAAGAGUCUAGCCCUGUGGUGCUGGGGCCGCGGCCUCUGCUGCGCUUUGACGUGCCGGGCGCGGCUGGUGUGAUGUAUGACGAGCCGCAUGGCAUCCUGCUGGUGUCGGCACAUGAGAAGGUGUACGCGUGGCGUGUGCCCACUCCCGCGCAGGAGCAGCAGAGCCUCGAGCAGUACAUUCAGCAGCAGCAGCAGCAGCAGCAGCAGGUGAAUCAUAGUCAUGCUCACGCCCACGCCCACACCCCUGGUCACAGUCGCACGCACAGUGUCAGUCACAGCCAUCUGCAGCCCGUGCAGCAGCCAGCGCCGCAGGUGUUUGCCAUAUCCGACCGCCCUGUCCUGGCCGUGCGCUUCUCCCUAGAUGGCCGCAUUCUUGCCGUGCAGCGAUCCGCCCAUGAGCUCGAACUGCUGCUCCGCCGCCCCUCCACUUCCUCCUCCUCCACUACCACCACCACCACCACUCUCUCCUCCCCUUCCUCCACACCCGCAGCUGCAGCUGCUGCCUCGUCUAGUGGUUCCGGUGCAGGAGCGUCUGGUCAGGCAGAAGCAGCACCGGGGCAAGGAGGGGAGCGGGCAGGAGAUGGCAUGGGCGCGAGCAGAGAACAAGCAGCGGGAAACACAGCGGGCAUCGUGACAGCACCGGCGCUCACGUACAGGAGUAGAAGUGCGGCAGAUAAGAUCCUGGGGUUCUUCUGGUCCGAUUGCCCGCUCUGCGACCUCGUUGUCGUCACAACUGGGGGCUUGGAGCUAUUUCGAGUGGCAGCAGCAGCACCAUCAGGCGGAGCAGGGGCGCCAGCAUCACCACCAGCAGCAGGCGCAGGAGCAGCAGGAGCACCAGGGGCAGGGGCAGCAGCAGAGGCAGGGGGGAGCGGGUCAGGCCAGGUGGUGAUGCGAGUGGUGGAGGCGUGGCGAGUGGCGAUCGGGUGGUAUGUGUACACGCAUGAGUCACGCGUGCUCAUCCUCGCUGCUGGCCCCAGAUUCUGCUCGCUCACUGCCAUUCAGUUCUCAGCAGCAGGGUUGGUGAAGCUGCCUAAGUUCACUGCUCAGCUGGGCACAUCUGCUGCUCCCACCACCACGCAAGCCCACUCCCUCACUGCCAAGCCGGCCCCCCCAGUGGUGCUCGCCCCUCAGGACGUGCGCAUUGCCAACAUGUACGGGCGCAUAUACUGUGUGCAGGUGGACCGGGUCUCCUCCCUGCUGCAUAUCUUUCGGUUCUUUCGAGACGCCAUAGUGCUGCAGGUGUCCAUUCCUCUACCAUCAACGCGAGUGGCAGUGAGUGUGGCGGAUAAUCUGCUCCUAGUGCACCUGCCAGCCAUCCACCGCCUCCUCCUCUUCGACCCUCUCCUCAACCACUGGAAACCCAUCUGCCCCGCCCUCGCCCCCGCCUUUGCACCGCUCCCCUCCACUCUCCCUCACUCACUCCCUCCCUCGCUCCCCCGCACUCUCUCUCGCUCCUCCACGGGCAUGAGUACGAGCACGAAUGCAAGCAGUAGUGGCGAUGGCUCCUCUGCUCCCUCCACCCCGCGUACCGGCACCAGCAGCAGCAGCACCACCAGCAGCAGCAGCGGGGGAGGCAGUACCCGCAGCGGCAGCAGCAGCAGCAGCGGCGGGAGCGGCAGGUCACGGUCGCGGUCGAAGGUGUAUGGGUCGGGGUGGGUACUGGUGAACCCGGAUCUAGUGCUGGACCAUGUGAAAGGCGUGCUGUGGCGCCUGCACCUCAACCUCCAGUCUCUGGCAGUGUGUGCAGCAGAUCGGUCGUCCCUCUUCCCGUUGCUGCAGCGCCGUCGCUGCAACCGCCAACAGGUGCAUGCCAUCUGCCUCUCCCUCUUCUCCGACCUCCUCGCCCAACGCUCGCCCCUCCCCACUCUCUCCUCCGCCUUCUCCUCCCUGCUCUCCGCAUACGCCACUGCUCUUGCCGCUGCUGCUCGCAAGCCGAAGCCCGUGCAAGAGACCCCCGCUGCUGCUGGUACUGAGGCUGGCAGCAGGAGAAGCAGCAGCAGCAGCAGCAGCAGCAGCAGCAGCACAGUUGUGACCACGCAACAGGCAGUGGGGCAGGACAGGGAAGGGACAGUAGGGGGAGCAGGAGCAGAGCAGCAGGCAGACGAAGGGGAGAGGGCAGAGCAGCAGCAGGUGGGCCCCAGUGAGAGGGCAGAGGCAGGAGGGUUCUUCCACGUGGCAGCUGAGCCCGGGGCUUCAGAAACUGCCGUAUCAGGCCCUCAUGGGGACUUGGGAGAUGCGCUGGAAGGAAAAGGAGGUGGGGGAGCGGGAGCGGGAGCGGGAGGGGAAGUGGGGGGAAGGGAGGCAGGAUCGUUGUCUCGGACCAGCUCCGUGGCUUCUGUGGGGGAGGGGCCGGGGGGUUCUGCUGCAAGGGGCGGCAGUGCGGGUGGUGGGAGGGGGGGAGAAGCAGAGGCGGCGGAUCCUGCAGUGGAGGAGGAUGAGGGGGUGGUGUCUCCAGAGCAUCUGCUGCACCAGAUAGAGCUUCAUUUGGAAGCAUGCGUGCAGCAGGGCAGCAGACACAGAAGCGCCUCCGGUGAUGCCCACACAAGUGCGGGGGAGAGUAGCAGAGGGGAGACGAGAGGGGAGGGAGAGGCAGGCGGGGACGGUGGAGGAGGGGGGAAAGGGGAGGAAGAACGGGGAGGGGAUGGUGGUUGUGGCGAGAAGGAGAGGGGCGGCGGUGCUGCAGCGUGUGGGGCUGUAUGGCAUGACAGCAGCUAUACUGUGGGGGUUCUCGUGGAGCUGAUCAGAUGGUGA